AUGGUCAAAUUUAUACUUGUCACGGGUGCGACCGGCUUCAUCGGCGCCCACAUCGUCGACGUAUUGCUCGCUCGUGGAAUACGAGUGCGCGGCGCGACACGGUCACUGGAGAAAGGCGAUUCUAUGAUCAAGGCUCGUCCACAGCACUCAGGGAGACUGGAGUUUGUUCAAAUCGACGACUUUGGAAGGCCCGGUGGCUUGGUGGAAGCCGUUCAAGGAGUGGAUGGAGUGAUCCAUACGGCCAGUCCCUUCACAUACAACACAAGGAACAAUGAGCGCGAGCUUGUCCGUCCCGCAAUAAAUGGUGUUCGAGCAGUUCUGGAAGCGGCCAGCACUAAUCCGAAAAUACGGCGCAUCGUCAUUACUUCUUCCUUCGCUUCCGUCCUUGAUGCAAAUCGCAAGGGCCCGCUAUAUUUCACUUACACUGGUGAUGAUUGGAACCCUCUGACCUAUGAGGAGUCCGUGGACCCAGCCACGAAUGCCAUCAUUGCGUAUCGUGGGUCGAAGAAAUUCGCUGAACUGGAGGCUUGGAAAUAUGUGCAGGAACAUAGCCCGACAUUCGAUAUUGUCGCGCUGUGCCCUCCUAUGACAUUUGGACCGGUUGUGCAUCCCGUUUCUCAUGUGGACAAACUCAAUGAGUCGAAUUCGAUGUUGUGGAAGAUCGCUAAUGGAGAAAACCCUCUGCCUGUUGCACGAGUGCCGUUCUGGAUUGAUGUUCGCGACCUUGCCAUUGCACAUGUCGAGUCACUACUUCGGAACGAGGUGGGCGGGAAACGAUACGUUCCGUCAUCCCCGGAGCGAUUUUCCUAUGGCCUGGCUGCAAAGAUCAUAGCGGAAGAGUUCCCUGAUCUAAGGAGCAAAGUCACACAAGAGGACCAAGUUAUUGACGAGAGCUGUGGGUUGGAUGGUCAAACUGCUGCAAUGGAACUGGGAUAUACGUAUCAUUCAUUUCAUGAUACUGUGAGGGAUCUGGUAUCUCAGUCAGUCUCGCUGAGCGAAAGAUCACCCAGCUGCCGUUGA
Molecule: messenger RNA, 1020 nt
Organism: Penicillium mononematosum
Lineage: Eukaryota; Fungi; Ascomycota; Eurotiomycetes; Eurotiales; Aspergillaceae
Product: SDR family oxidoreductase
Exons: 2
Coding region: 1-1020 (339 amino acids)
Molecular function (GO): oxidoreductase activity, acting on the CH-OH group of donors, NAD or NADP as acceptor
Source: RefSeq, a predicted model, not a curated record